UGUUUAAAUAUGGCAUGCAUCAUGUCCUUCCUUGCCUCAGGUAUAAUAUUUAUAUCAGCUCACAUCGUCGUUCUGAAUCAAGUGCCACCAUGACUCAGGAGCAUUUGCACUUCCUCCUCUUGAGUCUCCACCAUCUAUCCAAGUAUUGUUCUGAGCAGGCUUUUCCUUUAAUGACUGAAUAUGAGAUUCUUCAGAAUGUAUGUGGCAACAUAAGUGAUUUCCAUGGGUUGAUAGUGAAUGGUUGCGUUGAGCAUGAUAUUGUUGAAAGUGUCUUACCUCAGUUUCAACCUAUGGCUGAGAGAGUUGGACACUUCCUUUGGAAUGAUCGGAUUGAUGGAGACUCUCGACUCUUCAAACUAGCACAUCCACUCUUGAAGAUUAUUCCAAUUGAGCUGGAGGUUAUGCACAUAUGUUAUACAAGUUUGAGAGCUUCAAUGUCAACAGAAGUUGGAUGCUUCAUUAAGCAGCUCCUAGAAACUUAUCCAGACAUUCUUAGGGAAUAUUUGAUUCAUCUACAAGAGCACAUGGUGAAUGUAAUUACCGCUAACACUUCAGGGGCUCGAAACGUUCAUGUCAUGGUAGAGUUCCUAUUAAUCAUUCUCACUGAUCUGCCUAAGGACUCUAUUCAUAAUGGCAAGUUGUUUGAAUUCCUUGCACGUGUUGGAGCACUUACCAGGGACAUAUCAACUAUUGCUCGUGACUUAGAAGAGAAAUCAAGGAAUGGAGAGAUUACCAAUGAAACAAACAGUGCAACUCUAGGCUUGCUCGAAAAUAUUGAACUCCUGAAGAGAGAACUCAAAGAUAUUUACCUGAAAGCCCCGGACUCAUCUCAACUCUGCUUUCCCAUGAGUGAUGGACCCCUGUUCAUCCAUCUUCAACUUAGACACUUAAAUGGUUUGCUCAAUUCCAAUGCUUAUUCGGUUGCUUUGAUAAAGGAAGAAAUCAAGCUGAUGAAAGAAUAUCUAGAAUUCAUAAGAUAUUUCUUGAUGAAUGUUGAGCAAGAAUUGUACAAAAAUCUGUGGGCACGUGCUUUAGAUGUGGCAUAUGAGGCAAAAGAUGUCAUUGAUUCAAUUAUU
Molecule: messenger RNA, 1076 nt
Organism: Nicotiana tabacum (common tobacco)
Lineage: Eukaryota; Viridiplantae; Streptophyta; Magnoliopsida; Solanales; Solanaceae
Source: RefSeq, a predicted model, not a curated record